Molecule: messenger RNA, 4093 nt
Organism: Rhopalosiphum padi (bird cherry-oat aphid)
Lineage: Eukaryota; Metazoa; Arthropoda; Insecta; Hemiptera; Aphididae
Gene: Sec31
Product: protein transport protein Sec31A
Exons: 18
Coding region: 211-3438 (1075 amino acids)
Biological process (GO): COPII-coated vesicle cargo loading; endoplasmic reticulum organization; intracellular protein transport
Cellular component (GO): COPII vesicle coat; endoplasmic reticulum exit site
Molecular function (GO): protein binding; structural molecule activity
Source: RefSeq, a predicted model, not a curated record
AAAAUUAAAGAUAAUAAUUAUUUUUGCAAAAUAUACCUUUACUCUUUAGUCAUAUUUCUAUACGUGUUUCUUAGAAAGAGUUGAAAAGAAGUUUAUACUUAUUUUUUAUGGUGUUUUUGAUUACUAAUUAAAUGAAUUUUUUAUUUAAGUAACUUGUAGGAAACUUAAAGUUUUUAUCGCAUACCCAAAAUUAUUUCUUGAAAAGUCAAAAUGAAAAUUAAACAGUUUCAAAAGACUGUUGUAUCAACAUGGUCGCCAAAAUCAAAUUAUCCAAUCAAUAUAGCAAUGGGUACUGCUGCCCAACAAUUAGAUGCUUCAUUUAACACAUCAUCAACAUUAGAACUGUAUACAGUACAAUCUAAUGAUAUAACACUUAAUGCAUCAAUCUCCACUGAUUGUCGGUUUCAUAAAUUAGUUUGGGGUGGUGCUAAUAAUAAUGAAGAAUGGGAUUCUGGAAUCAUUGCCGCAGGCUGUGAUAAUGGUGUAAUUUGUCUAUAUAAUGCUUCAAAAUUAGCAAGAAAUGUUGAUAGUAUUUUAGUUAAAAGUGAUCGCCAUGUUGGUUCAGUCAAAGCUCUCAAUUUUAAUUUAUUUCAAACAAAUUUAUUUGCAUCUGGUGCUUCAGAAUCAGAAAUAUUCAUUUGGGAUUUGAACAGUAUGAGUACUCCAAUGACUCCAGGUUCUAAAUCAGAAACUUUAGAAGAUGUAAUUGAUUUAGCAUGGAAUAAUGAAGUUCAACACAUUCUUGGUUCGUUGUUUCAUAAAUAUACCGUUGUAUGGGAUUUACGUAAGAAUGAACCUAUCAUUAAAUUAUCAGACAGCAACUCAAAAGUUAAAUGGAAAGCAAUGUCUUGGAACCCUAAAGUGGCAACACAAGUAUGCAUCGCAUCAGAAGAUGAUCAAAAUCCAGUUAUUCAACUAUGGGAUUUAAGAUACGCAUCUUCACCUGUAAAAAAUUUAAUGGGACAUCAAAAGGGUAUUUUAUCAAUGUCAUGGUGUUCUGAAGAUCCAGAUUUAUUAAUAAGUUGUGGAAAAGACAAUCGAUUACUCAUAUGGAAUCCAAGUAGUGAGAAUGAUGAAAAUUUACUAGUAUGUGAUUUAGAACAUAAUAACCAAUGGAAUUUUGAAAUAAACUGGUGUCCAAAAGAUCCAUUAUUGAUAGCUACAUCUAGUUUUGAUGGGCUAACAACUGUAUAUUCAAUAAAUGAUUUGCAGAAUUUUGAUGAUCGGAAUAUAAGUAGUAAAAAUGAAAAUGUCAAUUCUCAAUGGACAACAGCAUCUAAUUUAACAAACGCUCCCAAGUGGCUUCAAAGAAACUGUGGCGCAUCAUUUGCAUUUGGUGGUUACUUGGUGUCAUUUGAUGGUUCACUUAAAGCUGUUCAAUUAAACAAGACAGUGAUUGAAUCUGAUUUAUUGGUGUGGUCUGAUCAUCUAAGUAAAAUCUUAAAUAAUGGAAAUUUUGAAGGAUUUUGUCAUAAUAAAAGUGAAAUGACUUCUGAUGAUAAUCUUCAGCUAGUAUGGAAGUUCUUAAAAACUAUGUUUCAAAAUAAUCCCAAGGAAGCACAGUUGGAGAUACUUGGAUAUUCAACUAAAAAAGAAGAAAAUGAAGGAUUUCAUUCAAAUCUUUCAAAUAUUCAAGAAGAAAAUAAUAUAGUGGCUAAAUUUGAUGAUUUCAAUUUAAAAUCUUCUAACGCUGAUGAACUACAAGACUUAAUAUAUCAGUCACUUCUUAUUGGAAAUUUGUCAACGGCGGCAGACUUGUUUUUAGAUAGCGGAAAGCCAGUUGAAGCUUUAUUACUUGCAAUAAUUGCUGGUCCUAAAACAUUAUCUAGAAUACAAAAUAAAUAUCUCAAGAAUUCAAGAGAACCCACUGCUGCUUUAUUACAUGCAAUUGUUACUAAUGAUUGGAGUAAUCUAAUUGAAAAUUGCAAUUUAAAUUGUUGGAAAGAAAUUAUGACAGCCAUUCUAACUCAUACAAAUGGAUCAAAUUUUAUUUCUUCUUUUGAAAAACUUGGCAAUCGUCUUGCAGCUAGUGAUGACCAAAGCUUGUCAAAAUAUGCACAACUCUGUUAUAUAUGUUCUGGAAAUGUUGAAGCUCUUAUAGAUAAUAAAAAAGAUAUUAAAACAAUUGAGAAGUUACAAGAAUGUGUAGAAAUGGCAAUGAUGUUGCAUCAAUCAAAAUUGUCUAAUAAAUCUCAUUUGGAAGUUGGGCAAAAGUUGUCAGGUCUUUUAGUGAUGUAUAGUGAAACAUUGAUUUCUCAAGGUGAUCUGGAAGGAGCUUUAACAUAUUUAGAAUUUACAAAUAAGGAUUAUAACGUUGAAUUAAAAAAUCAACUAUAUAAAGCGCUUGGAAAAAAUCAAACAGCUGAAUAUUCAAAUAAUGUUUCACAAAAAACAUUUAAUGUUGGUACUCAAGAUUUACGAAAAUACUCAACAUCAAGUGCUACAGGCACUGUAACACCAGAACCACCUUUUCCAUCGUAUCCAAAUAAGUUUAUCCAAGAUAAUGAAAUACAUCAAAAUCAUAGACAACUUCCUUCAAGUUAUCCUCCUAAUAUUCAAUCUCAACCAACAUACAAUAUACAUAAUCAACCAACACCUAUUUAUAACAAUCACCUUAAUAGUACACCAGAAUAUGGAAAUAGUUUUAUUAAUCAAACAAAUGUGCAAAAAACAGUACCUCCAACACCACCACCAGAUUCUAGCAGUAGAUGUAUGACUCCUAGCAGUAUUAAGCCAGGAAAGCCUAAGUAUGUUGUUGAUCCUUCUGUUAAAGGAAAUAACGUUUAUGGGAGUUAUAACAAUGGAUUAGGAACUCCGUCUAUGACAAAUCCAGGACAACAAAGUGGUUUUAAUGCACAAAUGGGACAACCCCAUACAUUAAACCCACCAUUUAUACAACAAAGCGGUUUUAAUUCACCAAUGGGACAGCCUCUACCUCAUACAUUAAACCAUCCAUUUGGACAACAAAGUAAUUUUAAUCAACCAGUAGGCCAAUUAAAUACUUUGAACCAACCAAUGGGACAACAAAGUGGUUUUAAUCCACCAAUGGGUCAGUCAAAUUUUAUAAAUCAACCAUUGGGACACACAAGUAAUUUCAAUGAACAAUUAAACCAACCAACGCAACCAAAUAUUUAUAAUCCCGCUUCAGCUCAAAUAAGUAAUUUUAAUCAGCCUAAAAGUUUUGGUCAGUUACCUAAUAUGAAUCAACAACCAACAUUUCAACCUAUUCAAAGUCAUUUAAAUAAUUUUUCUCAAGCAAUUCCUCCAUCGCCCAAUUUUAAUCAGUCAUCAUCAAAUUAUAAUCAAACAACUCCAUCAGUUGAACCUCUACCAAUGAAUUACAUGAAAAAAUCAACUCCUGGUUGGAAUGAUCCUCCAAUGUUAUCAACUUCUGCUCCAAUUCAAACAUUUUUUCCUCGAACAUCGAUGCUGGAUUGAGCCACCAAGUUUCUAAGCAAAACUCAGUAAUCUACUCUAAAUAUUAUGCUGUGGGGCUAAACAUAAUUAAAUACUAAAAAACUGAUUAUCCUUAAGUUGUGAUUUUUUACCAAUUAAUAAGUAGUGUUCGGGAUUUUUUUUCAUUUAUAUGUUUUUCUGUAGUGGUCGUAGAUUAUUCUAGGUGAGUUAUAAAUUUGUUUUAUGAAAUGGCGAAACUAAAUACUAAGUUUAAAUUUGCAUAUUUUUGUAUGUUUCUUCAUAUUUUAGGAAAAGUGCGUAUUUGAGCAAUUUUUAGCAUAUUUGUGCAUAUUUUGUGUUUUUUUAAUUUGUUUGUUGCGUAAAAUUGUUGGGAAAAAUUAAUACUUGAAAAAAAAUUCAAAAAUAUUAUUUAUAUAAAUUAAGGUCAUAGUCUGUCAUAUCUGACUCGUAUGUCUGUUUAUGAUAAUUUCUUUAUCACUUGAGGACCAACUUUUUUAUUGACAAUUGUAUAGUUGUGGUAAAACCUUAUGACAUCUAGAUUCUAAAUUGUACAACAGAUUUAAUCACGGUUAACUGAUCACAUUAUACUACGCAUUUACAUUAUUUCUUAUUAACUCAGGAUUUAAUAUGUUUUAAUAAAUAAAAUAAAAAAUUCUGAUUGGAUAAAACCAGAAAA